Messenger RNA from Drosophila simulans, 5732 nucleotides. RefSeq names its product protein strawberry notch homolog 1. The transcript has 3 exons. Gene Ontology annotation, molecular function: chromatin DNA binding; histone binding. The record is from RefSeq and is a predicted model, not a curated record. Gene Ontology annotation, biological process: regulation of DNA-templated transcription. NCBI's taxonomy places the organism in Eukaryota, Metazoa, Arthropoda, Insecta, Diptera, Drosophilidae. Gene Ontology annotation, cellular component: nucleus. Bases 133 to 5400 code for a protein of 1755 amino acids.
AUAGCAAAAUUUUCCUCAGUCGAUGAGUUUGCUUUCCCCAGUACAAAUCGGCAAUUCUAAUUAUAAAUCCAAAAAAGUGAAAAACUAAAAACCAAUAAGUUUUCUUAAAUCUGUGAACGUGAAAUUAGCGAAAUGCCGUAUAAAAGAAGGGCAGCUAGUGCCCGAGCAGCAGCUAAACCUCGAGAGAGCGAAGAGGUCCAUGUCAACAAAAGGCCAUAUUCACGUUCCAGUGCCACAACAUCGAAGGUCUCGAGCGAAACCAUCAAUCGCGACGUUUCACAUCCAACCAGAGGUAAGAAAUGUGAAACCAAUCUGAAUUCCAAAAAUGUUUCGCAAAAAGGGCAAAAGUCACAGCUUAUGACAGAAAGCGCUGGAAAAUUUGAUCCGGAGCCAAAGGGAAAACGGCGGGCUAAAUCCUGUGGUUUCAAGUCCCUACUUUCGGAUGAGUUAGCGAGCCCACGUGAUUCAGAUAAUUAUGCCAGGCAACUUCACCAGGCAACUGCACCAGCACGUGAAACUUCAUGGCCAAGUCGUUCUAGAUCAAGGCGUAGAUGUACACAAAAGAAUGAAAAUGUAAUUGAUUCCAAUGAACCGGAUCAAAAUACAACUUUUAAUCAACCGGAAGUUUCUUCCAAUAUAGUUUUGGAAAAACAUAACCAGAGGACUUCAACGUCUAAAGAAAAUAAAAAUAAAGCCAGGAGCCAGAAAGAAAGCUAUAUUCCACCGCAAUCGGACAAUAAAGCUUUAAACAUAGACCAAAUAGGUAAAAAUGACUGGACUACGAAGUUGCCUGAGCCCAUUCCAAGAAAUAAAUCGAAGAAGAAUUUGUAUUCAAAGUCCAGCGAUUUAGCCGAGGCGGAAGAACAAACAUAUUUAAAACGUCAGUCUGAGAAGAAUUAUUAUUCAGGUUACCAUUCGGAAGAGACAUAUACCACGCCGGCUAAAUGUUCUAACGCUCAAAUCAACUCAAUACCAUAUCUGGACUAUGGUACUACGUACGGCCAGGCUCAGAAUUUAGACGUGUCCGAAAACGCCAACAUAACACAAAAGCCGAAUCCAGAUUUAACAUCGCGUUAUCAUCAAUUUAAAAAGCCAGAGUCUCCACAGCCCAUGAACUUCGACCAUCAGAAGGAAAUGCAUAUAAGAAACGAACAUCAAUAUAAUCCCGAUCGUACUCCUAGUUUUUUAGAAAUGCUUUCUCAAGCCGAAGUUAAAAAAGAAAGUAAUCAAGGCGCUAAAAAGCCAACGAGUAAUAAAGUAUCUAACGUUUCUCAAUAUCUGAUCGAUCUCGGGUUUACUAGCGGAAACGACGAUAACAGCAGCAAUGAUGGUAACGAGGAGCAAGACGAUAUUGAUAGGCGCCUGAAUGCUGAUAUGGAAUCUUUAUUUGCAACUGAUGAGCUGGCACGUCCACCUCCACCUCCACUAGCAAAGAUUCCAACAAAGAGGAAGGCAGCUGAAAGAUCAAAUUCUCGGCUAUUGGAUCCCAAGAAAAUGGAAGCUGAUAUGGAUGCACGCCUCCAGGCGGAACUGGAUUCUCUACCCGUGGUAGCAGUAUCAGCUGACGAGACGAAAGAAACCCCAAAGGAACCAUUAGGUAAAACUCACCAUCACAUAUCAGUACCUACAAUCAAGAACUUGUCGGAGAAUAAAGCUUUUCCGAAACCGAAUCUGGUAUGCAUUCCUCCACAACCAGCUAUUCCUCCGCAACCAGCCAUUCCUCCAGCACCAACCACUUUUAUGGCCAACAAAGCCAUGGAGACAGGAAUAUCUAGCGUUGUUCAGAUGGCAAAUAAUCCGCUUGCUUCAACUCAGCAUCACGCCUUGCCACAAGUGCCGCGACUUAAUGUUGGUCAGGGUGACGAUGUAUCCGUUAAAUUUACCACUGGUGCGGAUGGACUAAUUACCAAUGUGCAGUUGGUGCCAUCAACGAUGGCAAUGGGUCAGCCAACAGUGAAGGCCACCCAAUUAGAGAGUUUUACGGCCCAGCAACUGAAUAAGUUAUUACAGAGUGGGCAGCCCUACCUGUCCUUGCCCAUGACUGACUCUGGAGUUCCAGGUGCCGUGCUACAGGAUACGUUAAAGACCAAAGAUGCACCUGAACAAGCGGUCGAAGAUGAGGAGGUCGACUAUGAGGAAAUAGGAGUGGCCGACACCUUUGCAGCUUACUGGCCCAGCAAACUGAAGUUUGGAAGGGCCCAUCCCGAUCCCGUGGUGGAAACGGCCACUCUGUCCUCCGUUGAGCUGCCCAAUAUAACCUAUGAGUUGGCCCUGCCCCAGAAGACCACCGAAUGUUUGAGUGCCCUGCAGCUGGAGGCAGUGGUCUAUGCCUGUCAGGCUCACGAGCAGCUCCUGCCAACCGGAGAACGAGCUGGAUUUCUGCUGGGCGAUGGGGCUGGUGUGGGCAAAGGUCGCACCAUUGCCGGCAUUAUUUUCGAAAACUACGUGAAAGGCCGGAAGCGUGCCCUUUGGGUCUCAGUCUCCAGUGACCUCAAGUUCGAUGCAGAGCGGGAUCUAGCCGAUAUAGGAGCCCACGAAAAGAUCCGUGUAGCGACAAUCAAUAAGUUUAAAUACAGCGCCAUUGAUUCCAAAGAAAAUGAAACCUUCAAGCGCGGCGUGAUAUUUUGCACUUACACAGCUUUAAUUGGAGAAUCAAUGACGACCAACUCGAAGUACAAGACUCGUUUCCGCCAGUUGACCAAUUGGCUUGGCAGAAAUUUCGAAGGAGUGAUCGUCUUCGAUGAGUGCCACAAGGCCAAGAACCUAAGCCUGAUGAAUGUGGGUAAGUCCACCAGGACGGGAACGACUGUUCUGAAUCUGCAGAGAAUGUUGCCAAACGCCAGAGUGGUGUAUGCUUCAGCCACGGGAGCAAGUGAGCCCCGGAAUAUGGCCUAUAUGACCAGAUUGGGCCUGUGGGGUACAGGUACAGCUUAUCCAGAAUUCUACGAAUUUGUUAACGCCGUGGAGAAGCGCGGCAUAGGAGCCAUGGAAAUCGUGGCCAUGGAUAUGAAGCUAAGAGGUACUUACAUAGCUCGUCAACUGAGCUUCAAGGAUGUGAGCUUUCGUAUCGAGGAGGUGAACAUGUCGAAGGAAUUUCGCAAGAGCUAUAAUUUGUCUGCCGAACUCUGGGCCGAAAUAAACAAGAAGUUCCAGAAGGCCUGUCGCCUAAUGUGCGUCGAGAAUAGGGUGCAGAAGAUUAUAACCUGUCAAUUUUGGUGCGCCCAUCAGCGUUUCUUCAAGAACCUGUGCAUCGCCUCCAAAGUGAAUCACGUGGUAAAGAUGACGCGGCAGGCGACACGAAUGGGCAAGGCGGUGGUCAUUGGCCUUCAAUCUACUGGGGAGUCGCGCACCCUGGAGCACCUAGAACGUCAUCAUGGAAAACUAAACAGCUUUGUGUCCACCUCGAAGAUGAUCAUUCAGUCGUUUGUAGAGAAGCACUUCCCAGCUCCAAAACGCGACUCGUUUCAUCAUUUACUGAAUACGGGUGAGUUUGAGCCUGAGGCACGUUGCCGCCCACCCAGACAGAAGAAGAUGAAAAUGGAUACCGAAUGGGUUGAAGAUGAUAUGGAUGCCGAGGCGGUCGAGAGCGACAUCGAGAUGUACGAAAAAAACGGUACUGUGGCUGUUGCUAAGCCUGGACAAAAACGGCGAGGACGACCGCCCAAGGCGGACAAAGUGGAGAAGAUUACCAUGCAAGAGCGCAUUCUGGAGCAUCUUCGCAAUAAUAUGAUGGAGGAGGAUAACGAACCGGAACCCACAGACCCUUUAGACAAUACCAAGCCCCAAAAGACAAACAUCACGGAGCGUGAUGUAGAACGCUGCAUAAACAUGCGUGAGAUUCUGCUGGAAAAAAUAGAUAUUCUGGGCAAGAAGUUGCCGCCCAACACGCUGGACAAACUAAUCUCUGAACUGGGUGGCACCAAUUUGGUGGCAGAGAUGACGGGCCGUCGUGGAAGAGUGGUGCGAACGGAGUACGAUGGCUACAAGUAUGAGCCACGUUGUGAGAACGACUCCACUAUGGACCUGGUCAAUUAUCGGGAGAAGCAGCGUUUCAUGGAUGGCAGCAAGCACGUGGCCAUAAUCUCGGAGGCGGCCUCCAGUGGAAUAUCUUUACAGAGUGACAAGAGGGUUUCCAAUCAGCGGCGUCGUCUGCACAUCACUUUGGAACUACCAUGGAGUGCAGAUAGGGCCAUACAGCAAUUUGGGCGCACCCAUCGCUCCAAUCAGGUCAAUGCACCAGAAUAUGUAUUUGUGAUUACGGAUCUGGCUGGUGAGCGUCGAUUUGCAUCCACGGUGGCCAAGAGACUGGAGAGCUUAGGAGCCCUUACCCAAGGCGAUCGUCGCGCCACCGAUGCCCGUGAUCUCUCCCAGUUCAAUAUCGAUAAUAGCAUCGGGCGCAUGGCCCUUGAGAAUGUGAUGCAACAGCUGACCAGCGGUAAACCACUGGACCGGUCUCAAGUGCCUCAAUCCUAUAAAGGAAACUUCCUCUACGAUUGUUGCGUGGCAAUGGCCGGCGUGGGAAUGAUCAAUGUGCGGGAGGAGAACAAGGUCAAGGUGUUCACCGUGGAGAAGGAUAGUAAUAAUAUCUCUAAGUUUUUAAACCGCAUCCUUGGUUGCCGGGUAGAAGUGCAGAAUGCCCUUUUUAAAUUCUUUCUGGACAAGAUGUACUCACUGAUCAUGCAAAUGAAGCGCACAGGACGCUUCGAUCUGGGGAUUUUAGAUCUGGAUGCCCAUGGAGCAAGUGUAAAAUCCAUCAAGCUGAUGAGGUUCAUUAGGGCGCACGCCACAGGUACGGCGGCCACAGAACUUCACACGGUGACAGUGGAACGUGGUAUGUCCUUUGAGACAGCCCUGGCCAUAUUCCGCAGGGAGGGCCAAUACGAACACGAAGGCUUCUAUGUUCUACAAAAGCUGCGCCAAAACAAGAACUCUUCAAUUUUAUGCCUGCAGGCACCGUCCAAUUCAUCGGAUGUAUCAAAGGAAAAGAUAAAUUUGCAAAUCUACCGACCCAAUACAGGUCCCCAAGUGCGAUUGGAGACACAUGCCUCCAUUUCAUCACGAUAUGUGAAGGUAAGCCCGGAAGAGGCCCAAACAUACUGGGUGCAGCAGUACGAAUUGUGCUUGAAUAUGUGCUCACACCUUUACUGGAAUCGGCCUUGUCCAAUGCCGACGGGCUGUGAAGUGGGACUACGAAUGCGCACCUACCACGUGCUCUCCGGGUUAAUGCUACCGAUUUGGGACCGGAUCGAACUCAUUAUCGUGAAUAGCGGACACAAGAUCCAGAUCAUACGCAUGAAGACCGAUGAGAACAAGAAGAUAGUGGGCACGGUGGUGCCGCAUGCCGUAUACGAUGACCUGGUGGACGAUUUGUCCACGGAUUCCAUCGUGGAGAGCUAUUAAAAUGACACCGCCCAGUGUAUGGCAAAGCACACAGCACUUCUAUCGCCACUUUAAAAAUAUCAACCCAAAUUGCGGCAUUCAAUGCAAUACAUGUGGCGUAAGCUUUCGCUUUUUCAAAAUGCCAGGCACGCUCCACCAGCUCCACCCAGAAGGAGCAGCCCGCCCAUGUUCCCGGCCAUAAACAAUGGCCACAGAAGCACAUACGGGAAGACACUUACAGCUCGUCUGCGUGCGUAUGUGAUUCAUAUGUAUUGUCUGCUACGCUACGGCGGAGACUGCUUCACAUACACUAAAAAAAAAAAUAAAGCCACACAAAAAAAAUCGUCUUGUUU